UGGGUUGGGUACCAUAUAAAGGAAGUAGGAACAAGCGGUAGUGUUGCAGAGUUCCUCCUUUGUAGUUGGAGUGGAGUUACUGCUCUGUGAGAGGCAUCACUUUCCACCUUCUGUAAACCAUGGCUGAAGAUGAUAUUGCUGCGCUGGUGGUGGACAAUGGAUCUGGUAUGUGCAAGGCUGGGUUUGCGGGCGAUGAUGCCCCCAGAGCUGUGUUUCCCUCCAUUGUGGGGCGGCCUCGACACCAGGGUGUGAUGGUGGGAAUGGGUCAGAAAGACAGCUAUGUUGGUGAUGAAGCCCAGAGCAAGAGAGGCAUCCUGACCCUAAAAUACCCAAUUGAACACGGCAUUGUGACCAACUGGGAUGACAUGGAGAAGAUUUGGCAUCAUACCUUCUACAACGAGCUGCGAGUGGCCCCAGAGGAACACCCUGUCCUCCUCACAGAGGCUCCCCUCAAUCCCAAAGCCAACCGUGAGAAGAUGACCCAGAUCAUGUUCGAGACCUUCAACACUCCAGCCAUGUACGUUGCCAUCCAAGCUGUGCUGUCCCUGUACGCCUCUGGCCGUACCACUGGCAUUGUGCUAGAUUCUGGGGAUGGUGUGAGUCACACUGUGCCAAUCUAUGAAGGCUAUGCCUUGCCACAUGCCAUCCUGCGUCUGGACCUGGCUGGCCGGGAUCUCACUGACUACAUGAUGAAGAUCCUGACCGAGCGUGGGUACUCCUUCACAACCACAGCUGAGAGGGAGAUUGUCCGUGAUAUUAAGGAGAAGCUUGCUUAUGUGGCCCUAGAUUUUGAAUCUGAGAUGCAAACAGCCAGCUCAUCCUCGUCCUUGGAGAAAAGCUACGAGCUUCCUGAUGGCCAGGUAAUCACCAUUGGCAAUGAGCGUUUUAGGUGCCCAGAAACCCUCUUCCAACCCUCCUUCAUUGGGAUGGAAUCUUCCGGUAUUCAUGAGACCACUUUCAAUAGCAUAAUGAAAUGUGAUGUAGACAUCAGGAAGGAUCUGUAUGCCAACACGGUCAUGUCUGGUGGAACCACCAUGUUCCCAGGGAUUGCUGACCGAAUGCAGAAGGAAAUCACAGCCUUGGCUCCAAGCACCAUGAAGAUUAAGAUCAUUGCUCCACCAGAGAGGAAGUACUCAGUGUGGAUCGGAGGAUCCAUCCUGGCUUCUCUCUCUACCUUCCAGCAGAUGUGGAUCAGUAAGCAGGAGUAUGAUGAGUCUGGUCCCUCCAUUGUCCAUCGCAAGUGCUUCUAAUGGCAUCAUGUCAUGUGUACUUGCUGUGACCAUCAGCCUUGACCCACUUGCAGCUCCUGCCAAUCCUGCCUUUGAAUUAUUGCACACACCAUUAUUGCCCUCUAUCCCUUUUGCCAUCGGUUACUGUGACUCCAAAUUAGGACAAU
Messenger RNA from Hypanus sabinus (Atlantic stingray), 1396 nucleotides. RefSeq names its product actin, non-muscle 6.2-like. Lineage: Eukaryota; Metazoa; Chordata; Chondrichthyes; Myliobatiformes; Dasyatidae. The transcript is spliced from 3 exons. The record is from RefSeq and is a predicted model, not a curated record. Bases 120 to 1250 code for a protein of 376 amino acids.